AUGUCAACCACCCCAGAUACCUUCACACUGCCUGACCGAGCAUCGUCUGCGUCCCUGCUAGGCUCUUCGCUUGUCCCGAUAGCCACGGAUAUGAGCAACUGCUGCUGCGCAGACAACGCCCAGAAUUUGCCUAUGGUAGCUGCCUCUCAGGCCUCAACAUCUACACGGGUGCCCAUUGCCUCGGAGACGUCCAAUGUUGGAACCCAAAUGCCAUCACGUGUUCAAUUUCGGUCAACUGAGCGACCUUUCCGACUGCCCGGGGUGAUUGAAACCAUCAAAAAGACACAACAGGUGGCGAGUACCAAAGAGCUUUCGGCGAAUCUUCACAUUACUAGUACUCCGUCUAUCACAGAGCCAGUCCAUCUAGCAGCUACGUCGCAGAAUCGAGCAUGUAAUCUAGUCAUUGAACGUCUCAACAAACGCCAUUUCCAAUCCCAGGAAACAAUGCAUGUUAAGUCUAUUUAA
Penicillium riverlandense is the source of this 465-nucleotide messenger RNA. RefSeq lists its product as uncharacterized. The record is from RefSeq and is a predicted model, not a curated record. Lineage: Eukaryota; Fungi; Ascomycota; Eurotiomycetes; Eurotiales; Aspergillaceae. Bases 1 to 465 code for a protein of 154 amino acids. The transcript has a single exon.